Ceratitis capitata (Mediterranean fruit fly) is the source of this 3069-nucleotide messenger RNA. Its product is annotated as protein spitz. NCBI's taxonomy places the organism in Eukaryota, Metazoa, Arthropoda, Insecta, Diptera, Tephritidae. Bases 1748 to 2557 code for a protein of 269 amino acids. Gene Ontology annotation, biological process: epidermal growth factor receptor signaling pathway. Gene Ontology annotation, molecular function: receptor ligand activity; epidermal growth factor receptor binding. The record is from RefSeq and is a predicted model, not a curated record. The transcript has 2 exons.
UAAAAGCAAAUAUAUAAAUAGAAACGAAUAAACGUUAAUAAAAAUAAUUACUAAGUAAACUAAAAAGAAAAGAUGUAGUUAGGGGGCCCACAAGACGUCAAAAUACAUCAUAACAUUAUAAAGUCAAAAACUUUUACACUAGUUUAAUAAAUUGAAAUUAAAAAUAAAUUGUUAACCUGCAUAGAAAAAUACAACUUCGAUCACUAUGUGUUCGGCUCGUUAUAACUUUCGUUCAUUUGCUUUUUGUAUUUUUUUACAUUUUUAUUUAUUAAUGAUAUAUGUAUAACGUUGUGAGUGAGUCUAUACGUAUGAAAUAGAAUAAACAAUUUAAUUUCUUCUGCUCCAUUGAUUCAUUUUUGCAGUCAUCGAAAAUGGUGUUUUAUAAUUAACCACAUUAAGUUUCAUUAUACUGCACUUGUUCUUGUGCUUUGUCGCACGUGAGCUAAGAUUUAAAUUAUUUUCCACGUCACUUAUUACUCACCGCGAAUUCGCUUGAAUAUAUGCCGGUAGUGGGGCCAACGGAAUUCUCGCACUAUGCCUUUGCGCCGAGUAUAUAUGUAAUGUUUAUUACACUUGUAGGCAGUUCAUUAAUUGAACUUUCGCUAUUUUCACCAAAUAGCGUAAUUGUGGGAUUUUCUAUUUUUUGCUUAGGUAUGACGCAUUUAAAUUUCUCAGAACAUGAUUUAUACAAUGCAAAAAGUACAUGCUAAGUAAGACAAAAUUGCGAUUGUGUGAUUAUUUUAGAGCCCCUGACAUCGUUGGUGCUUAAAUACUAUUUUAUUUUGUAACAUUGUAAUUCAAUCGUAAUAAUAAGACAACAAUUGCUUAAUUCACAUGAUUGUGACAAUUAUUAUUAUUACCUAUAAAAGGUGUAUUUCGUUCUCAUUUCGAAUGACAUUUCAAAAAAACUAUUCAAAAUAGAAAUUUCGUACCGCGCUUAGGCUUUAAAGUGCGCAACGAAAACGAAGCAGAUUCUUCAACAAAGCUGAUUUUUUUCAAAAAGCUACAACAACGAAUUUUUAAUAAAUGUUAAUGUUUAUUUUGUUUUUACAAUAUUCCUAGGUAAACCGUUUAUCUCGUAUAGAUUAUAUUGAGUUAUUGAUGAAAUUAUUGUUUGUAUGAAAAUUCCGUCUUAAAUUGCAUCAUAUCCAUGCGAUAAUUGUGAUAGAAGUAGAAACUUAUGUAAUUUUUUAACAAAGUCAAAUGUCAUAGUUGUACUACAUAUUUACAUAGAAAAGUAUAAAACUUUAAACCAAAAAUAAUAAUUGUAACAGAUUUAGCUUUGAAAAUCCUUAACAUGUAUUAAUUGUUUUGUCCUUGUCAUGUUUGCUGUUAAUACAUGUAAAACAACUAAUACAAACCUCGUUAAAGAAGCAACUGAAAUCAAAGAUCUUAAAUUUUAAUUAAUUAACACAAUAUAUAAUCGCAUAAAGAAGAUCUAAAUAUAUUUAAGUUAUUUUAAUAUAAUUUACAAAAUAUAUAUAUUUAUAUAUAUACUUAUAAUUUAAAAGCACUAUUCUUCAAUUGACUUUACUGCAAAUAUCUAUCAUUCCAAGAAACAGUAUUUCGUGAGGUGAAGACUACAACAGAUAGCAACUACUCUUUCACUCACGCAUUCUACGCUCACACACUCGACUUUAUUUAUCUAUUAUAUAUCUCACUCAAGUAUCGUAGAUAUAUACAUAUAUUUAUUACUCAGAUAAUAGUAUUUCAUUUAAGCAAACUCGUACACUCGCAAAUUACAAUAAUGCCUUUACUCAAGCGCAAAUGCACGCUACUUUUUAGCCUCUGCAGCAUAACUCUACUGUUGUCUUGCCUUUUGCAACAGCCUUCUGCAGUUAAAGCGUGCUCUAGUCGUUCCGUACCGAAGCCACGUUCAAUCUCGUCGGCUGCCUCAUCGAUCUCGCCACAAAAAUCUACUACAACCACAACAACUACCACCAGCACCACUACAACUACAGAGCCGACAACGACAACCACAACCACACCUCGACCGAAUAUUACCUUUCCGACUUACAAAUGUCCAGUGAACUAUGAUGCCUGGUACUGCUUGAAUGAUGCCACCUGUUUUUCUGUCAAAUUGGGUGAUUCGGUGAUGUACAAUUGCGAAUGCGCCAAUGGUUUCAUGGGUCCUCGCUGUGAGUACAAGGAAUAUGAUGCAUCCUUCUUGCCGAAACGUCCACGUCCAAUGUUGGAGGAGGCGAGUAUUGCAAGUGGCGCCAUUUGUGCAUUGCUAUUUGUGCUCUUCGUCUGUUUGACUCUUUACUUGCGUUAUGAGCAACGUAGUAAAAUUUAUGCUGAGGAAUAUGAAGUAACCGACGCCUUGGAUGAUGAUGAUGAGGUAGCGGGCGAAAUUAAUUAUUUCACAACUAAACCUUGUCGUUAUUGCAAUGGUGAAGACUGUUGCGGCGCGGAGGUUAGCGUUGAUGGUAAUGGGAAGCGUGGUCGCAAUUAUGGCACUGAUGAUGGCGGCAGUUUUGGCGGUGUGCCUUCAUUGCGACGUUAUAUUGAGUCCUUCUCGGUUUCCUUUGCUACGAAGCGGACUACCAAAUUGUAAAGCGGAAAUUAAGCGCAUAAUAAAUAUAUUUAUAUACAAUACAUACAUAUACAGAGAGGAUUGUGUUGUAUUUGUUAGAAUAAAAAAAUAUUUUUUAACAAAAUAUUAUAAAAAUUGCAGUAUUUAUACUUUAUUAUAUCAAUUGAGCUCGGGUCAGUACAUGAAAAACAAAAUUUGAACAUUGUUAAAUAUUAGUAUUUUACAUAUUUGGCAAAUGAAAAUCGAAGAAUUUUAGCUACACGAAAUUGUACUAAAUUUUUACCUUAAACGCACUCGUUGCUUUGAAUAUAUGUGUAAAACAAAUGACCAUAUUUUAUUCAUAUGAUUUUUACGUACUUAAAUACUUUUGUUUAGCACUGCCUAAAGAAUAUAAAUUUAAGCUGACGUUAUGAAAUGUAGAAGGACUUAAUUGUUUCGAACUUUAGUUUUUAGAAGAAGCGGUAAUCGAAAAAUCUGUAAAAGUAAAAGUAAAAAGUAAUAAUUAAUUUUUUUUAAGCAUUUUUGAGCAGUUU